Molecule: messenger RNA, 2013 nt
Organism: Morus notabilis
Lineage: Eukaryota; Viridiplantae; Streptophyta; Magnoliopsida; Rosales; Moraceae
Product: protochlorophyllide-dependent translocon component 52, chloroplastic
Exons: 7
Coding region: 184-1809 (541 amino acids)
Molecular function (GO): chlorophyllide a oxygenase activity; 2 iron, 2 sulfur cluster binding
Source: RefSeq, a predicted model, not a curated record
AAUUCACUCCCAAGUAGAAAAAACGCCUCUCUUUGCGUAUCGUCCGCACAAUCACUCUGAAAUAUCCAAAAUAUGAUGAGCCUCACGUCUUUCCCUGAAGGGCCCCACUACAAACUUUAUUGUUAAAGUUUUCAACACUCUCUCCUCUUCUUCUACUCUUCCGAAAAAGUGGAAGCUGCAGCCAUGGAAGCUCUCAGAACUUCUCCUGUUCAUUCUCUUGGACUUCCAUCCAGACUUGACAACAAAACCCAAUUCAGAAAACUCAUUUCCUCAAACGUUAACCCAUUUUUACCCACUUCAUCUUUUUGUUCUGAUCAUCGUCAAAGAAAUCCAUCAAGGUUCGAGCUUUUCACCACCAUAUCAUCGUCUGUUUCAACAGAUCUUUCAGACCCACCUCAGCCAGAGGUCAGAACCGAAACCCCAGGUGGCAAAUUCGAUUGGUAUUCGCAGUGGUAUCCGGUUAUGCCGGUUUGUGAUCUGGAUAAGAGGGUCCCACAUGGGAAGAAGGUGAUUGGUCUUGAUGUGGUGGUGUGGUGGGACAGGAAUGAGAGUGAUUGGAAGGUGUUUGAUGAUAGUUGUCCUCAUAGAUUGGCACCACUCUCUGAAGGGAGGAUUGAUCAGUGGGGCCGGUUGCAGUGUGUUUAUCAUGGUUGGUGUUUUAAUGGCUCCGGUGACUGCAACUUCAUCCCUCAAGCACCUCCUGAUGGACCUCCGGUUCACACUUUCAAGAAAGCAUGUGCAGCUAUUUAUCCAAGCACUGUGCAGAAUGGCAUUGUAUGGUUUUGGCCAAACACUGAUCCUCAAUACAAAGAUAUUCUUAUGAAGAAAAAACCCCCUUACAUAUCAGAAAUCGAUGAUCCAUCCUUCACUAAGUUGAUGGGAAAUAGAGAUAUCCCCUACGGAUACGAGGUCUUGAUUGAAAAUCUCAUGGACCCUGCGCAUGUUCCGUACGCACAUUACGGAAUAAUGCGGACGCCACAGCGCAAAAGUAAGGCUGAUAGGGAAGGGGGCAUACCCCUGGACUUGAGUGUGGAUAACUUUAACACCGAUGGUUUCAAUGGAAGACGAGAGCCUGCAGGUUUCAACAGGUUUUGUGCACCAUGUGUGUUUUAUUCUUCUAUCCCUCUUACACCAAAUCAAGAUAACGGGGCUUCUUCUUCUACCGGCACCAAAAAGGACUCAUCAGUUCAGAAGAGAAUGGUUCUAGUUUUUAUUUGCAUUCCUGUUAGUCCGGGUAAGAGCAGAUUGAUAUGGACAUUUCCGAGAAACUUUGGGGUUUGGAUUGACAAAGUUGUUCCGCGAUGGAUGUUUCAUAUCGGGCAAAACUUGAUUCUGGAUUCAGAUUUAUAUCUGCUUCAUGUCGAGGAGCGCAAGAUAAUGGAUGUCGGCCCUUCCCAGUGGCAGAAAGCAUGUUUUGUGCCAACAAAGUCGGAUGCGCUCGUGGUUGGAUUCAGAAAGUGGUUAAACAAGUACGCUGGUGGUCAAGUUGAUUGGAGAGGCAAAUUCAGUGGAGCUCUUCCCCCAACUCCUCCAAGAGAACAGCUUAUGGACAGGUAUUGGACUCAUGUGGUGAACUGCAGCAGUUGCAAUGCUGCAUACAAGGGGCUCAACGUCCUUGAGGUUGUGUUGCAAGUCAUCUCCAUUUCUUUGCUUGGAAUUGUUGCUGCAGCCAAACAAAGCAUCACAUCCAUGGUUGUGAAAACGGCUAUGGUUUCGAUGGCCGUGCUGUGCUUUGCAGCCUCAAAAUGGUUGGCUCACUUUGUCUACAAAGUCUUUCACUAUCAUGACUACAAUCACGCUUUUCGCUAGUUUACAUGUUUUAAUGAAAACAGCAUAUUUAUGUAUACUGUAAAUAUAAUAUGAGCUUGUUAUCCAUGAAAAGCCAUAAAGAUCUGUAGUGUGAGAGUUUGUGAAUCGCUUGGAUAACAUAUUGUGGAUAUGUUUGUACCUAAGUUUCAUUUUUCAAAAGUCAAAUACAUGGCUUAGAAAGCCAAUUAAAACUAUUAAAACAAU